GGUAGUCGUGCGAUAGACGAAGUGUUCCGAUUGCUAACUUUGUCUACUGGCUGUUUGUCGGCUAAUUUCCUAUUAAAGGGAGAAUUAAUUGAUGUUGUUUGUUGUUUCUCUUUAAUUUUGCCUUUACGUCUUAAGCUUGUAUAAUAUCAUAGUUUAUAUAUUAUUAGUUUGAGUAUUAAAUAUGUAGAUAUUUAUUCAGGGAAUCAAAUUAUGAUUAUAGGCAUUUAGUUAAGUUUAUUAUGUUUACCUAAUAAGCUUCCCUCAAAAUACGUGGUCUUUCGUAGAUCAUCAUGGCAGCCAAAUGCAUGAAAUCGGGAAAGGGGUGAAGUCAAAAAGUUUUCACGUAAUGUUUAGUGAAAUCUUCAGAAUGUACAUGUAAUAUUCAGUGAAAGCUUCAGAAUAUAAUAUUCAGCAUGUAAUCAAGUAUUAUUCAGCAUCGUCAGUAAUGAGUAAUAUUCAGCCAUGGUGUCUUCAGUAUAAUAUGUAGCACGUUGAUUAUAAUCAGAAUUAAAAGAGGAAUUCAUCCGUAUUCGAAUUCUCUCAUUAGGCUAUGUAGGCCCAUGCGUAUGCGACCUGAUUUGUGUAAGCUGAUGUGUGAACUGUUUAUAUUUGUAGCUGUUAUUUAAUAUAUAAAGUUUAUUACAUUGAAGAACUACACGUCGUUGUUUAUAUUUCGCUAAAUGUUUCAGUGUAGAAAGCAUUGACUUCAGAGUAUUCGUCCGCAGAGCAUCAUUCCUCUGUCAAUAUUAUUUGGCUGCUUCAGCGAUAGAGGCAUGCUGUUACAGUGAAAACUUUAUUCACAUUCGUUUAUAAGUAGGCGAACUUUUAAUUCAUUUGCGUUAUAUGAGUAGACACUUCAUAUCGCAUACUGAGAAGAGACUGGUGUUAUGUAUUCAGCAACUUUACCAUUGACAAUAUUUCUAAUAAGCAGUAUAUUAUCGGUGAUUUCGAUUUCGGAUAAAUUAUAUACAAGUACAAUGGCAUCCGGUGGUAAUGAUACCUACAAGAUAAAAUCAUCUCAUCAUUCUUCAUCAAAGAGAUCUCUUCAAACACGAAGUGCUGCAUCGCGGUCGCACUCUGUAAAAGCUGACAUAGCUAUUGAAGCUGCUGCACUUAAAGUAAAACUCAAAUAUCUAGAGGAAGAAACCAGGAAACAGUCAGAACUUACACGUAUUCAGAUGAUACGAGAUUUGGAUAUGGCGGAAGCUAAACUUCAAGCCUUAGAUCAAGUUGAAAGAGAAGACAGUUGUGUCUUGACUGACAGUAGUGAAUCUGAUAAAAGCCGUCAUAAUACAUGUAGUCACAAUGCUCCUGAAAUUAAUGCGCGUCAAGAUCGUCAACGUAAUUUUGUACAUGUACCUCUACCUACUGCUAAUCAAGAUGUAAAUCAAUAUGUUCAAAGUUACAUUAAUAACAUUCCUGACUCAAGAUAUUCGCCAACUGAAGUUUCAGUGGAAAAUUGUGGUGGUAACAUUAGUAACAAUGAAACUUUAUCAUCAAUUGCUAAAAUGUUUGCAGAACAAGUUAAUUUAAGUAAAUUGCCAGCUCCUGAACCUAUAAUAUUUUCUGGCGAUCCAUUGAAGUAUCCAACAUGGAAAUCUGGGUUUCGUUCUUUGAUAGAACACAAGAAUAUUCAACCGGUCGAAAAAAUGUUUUAUCUUAAAAAAUAUUUAAGUGGUGUUGCACGUGAAUCCGUUGAGAGUUACUUUUUAUUACAAACUGAUAACGCCUUUGAAGAUGCAAAGUCCUUAUUAGAAGAAAGAUUCGGUAAUCCCUUUAUUAUUUCGCAAGCUUUUCGCGACAAGCUAGAAAGUUGGCCGAAGAUAUAUCCUCGCGAUGGUUUGGCACUUCGAAAAUUUGCAGACUUUCUCAGACAGUGUGAAUCUGGUAUGAACUCUAUUGAUAGUCUUAAAGUUCUCGAUGAUCCACGAGAAAAUAAGAAACUUUUGAUUAAGUUACCAGAUUAUUUAGUCAAUUGUUGGGCUCGUAUCGUGCACGACUAUAAGCAGAAAUAUCAGCAGUUUCCUCCCUUUAGGGAAUUUGUAAAAUAUUUAUCAAGAGAGGCAGAUAUCGCUUGCGAUCCAGUUACGUCCUGUAGUUAUAAGUCAAACUCAAAUCGAAGUAAUCCAUAUGAACCUAGGAGAGCUGCAACGGCUCAUGCUUUGGAAACUCGUGAAAAUCGUCAGUUUAAUCGCUCCGAACGAAAACCGUGUACCGUUUGUAAAGGUCAGCAUCACUUGGACACAUGUUCUGAAUUUUUAAAGAAGAAUUUGAAAGAUAGAAAGGAGUACAUUGCAAAUAAUCGCCUGUGUUUUGGCUGUUUAAGCUCGGGUCACAUGUCAGUAUUUUGUCGAAGCAGAUUGUGGUGUAAUAUCUGUCAUAAAAGGCACCCAACUUCUCUUCAUGGUGAUGUUCCGGAAAGAAACGAUCCAGUUGCAAGGUCUUCCGUUGCGCAUAGUAUUAAAGUUGACUGGUACGACGUUGGUAAUAAAAGCGCAAUGAUUGUACCUGUGUGGAUAUCCUUUGAAGACAGAGAACGUUUAGUUUAUGCAUUGCUUGAUACUCAGUCGGACAAUACUUUUGUUUUAGACACUUUGUUAGAUUCUCUUGGUGUUGAUGGACAACAAAUCCAGCUUUCACUUUCAACAAUGACUGCUGAAAAUCAGAUAAUAAAUAGUCGUAAAGUUCCGGGUUUGUGUGUUCGAGGAUAUGACAGUAAUAUAAUCAUCAAUCUACCUCCAGUUUAUUCCAGAAGAAUAAUGCCGGCGAAUAGAAGUCAUAUUCCUAAUUCCGACAUGGCUAGACGUUGGCCUCACUUACACUGUAUAGCAGAUCAACUUCCUCCUAUUCUGAAUUGCGAGAUUGCCCUUUUAAUAGGUUAUAAUUGUCCUAAAGCUCUUACACCUAGAGAAGUAAUACCUCAUUCGGGAAAUGGUCCUUACGCCCAGAGAACUGACUUAGGAUGGGGUGUAGUUGGCAUUAUAGAUCAAUGUGCGUCAGAAAAUUUGGAUUCAAUAGGCUGUAGUAGUCAGACAUUUCAAGUUCGAACAUCAUGUAAUAAUAAAUCAGAACAAUCACUAACUUCAAGUGAUAUUGUUGUUUCCUUUAAAACACACAUCCGAGAAAUUAUUAAUCCUGUUGACAUACUGAAAAUGAUGGAGAUAGACUUCAGUGAUCGUAAUAAUAAUGACUCUGGUUGUUCUCAUGAAGAUAAUCAAUUUGUACUUAAGAUGAACUCAUCAAUUCGCUUAAAUGAAAACAGUCAUUAUGAAAUGCCUUUACCUUUCCGUGGAUCUAAACCAACGCUUCCGAAUAAUCGCAUUGUGGCAGAAAAUCGUUUGACACCUUUGGUAAAUCGUUUUACAAAAGACAUAAAUUUUAAGCAAGAUUACAGUAAAUUCAUGAAUGAGAUUAUCGAAAAGAAUUACGCCGAACCGAUUUCUGCGCAUGAACUUUGUAAUAUUGGACAGAUUUGGUAUAUACCACAUCAUGCAGUUUAUCAUGCAAAAAAGCCUGGUAAAAUUCGAGUCGUUUUCGACUGUAAUUCGAAAUUUAAGGAUGUUUCGCUUAAUGAUCAUUUCCAUUAUCUGUGA
Molecule: messenger RNA, 3593 nt
Organism: Patella vulgata (common limpet)
Lineage: Eukaryota; Metazoa; Mollusca; Gastropoda; Patellidae
Exons: 3
Coding region: 888-3593 (901 amino acids)
Source: RefSeq, a predicted model, not a curated record